Musca domestica (house fly) is the source of this 12255-nucleotide messenger RNA. RefSeq lists its product as uncharacterized. NCBI's taxonomy places the organism in Eukaryota, Metazoa, Arthropoda, Insecta, Diptera, Muscidae. The record is from RefSeq and is a predicted model, not a curated record. Bases 1290 to 5858 code for a protein of 1522 amino acids. Gene Ontology annotation, cellular component: extracellular region. The transcript is spliced from 6 exons. Gene Ontology annotation, molecular function: chitin binding.
AUGUUCCCCCAAAUGACAAAUUAAUUUUGUGGCAUAAAAAAGGAUUCAAGUGUUAUACAAAGUGUUAUACUGAAAGAAAGUGUCAUAAUUCCUCAAAUCAAUCCUCUUCCUUACAUUACCCAAAAUUCGCAAAAAAAAAUAUUUUUUUUGUUCCCUUCCCAAAGAGCAUUGGAAGUUUGUGUCUUAAGUCUUUUGUUUUCACAUUGGCAUUAACCAGCGCACACAGACAUUCUAUGUAAGAAAACCGACUUGAAAUUAACCUUUUCGCAUUAAAAAAAAACAACUAAAAAACGAAAAUAAAACCUUAAAAAAUUCCAGUUUCAAAACAUAAGGAAGUUUUCGAAACGCCUUGAGAUUUUGGAAUAUACCAAGAAACACUUUGGCAAAUUGUUUGAUAUUUGUGGUGAAGUACUUGAAAACAAACCCAAAAAAAAAAUAAAUAAAUAAAAAACAAACCACGAGAGUAGUGCCACCAAAAACAAAGGUUGCCCCAUGGCCCCCAAUGAGGAAAUUCUGAACACACCAAGAAUUCAAAGACAGUAAUCAGGCAAAAAUUACAAAAAAAAAAAUAAAUAAAAUAAAAAAUAUACAGACUCACUUGAAUUCUAAGUGAACUGAAAAUCCAAAAAAAAAAAAAUCAAAAAAAAAAAAAGAAUCUCAAGUCAUAAAAACAAAAACAAUACAAUCUAUUUGCACAAACAUUCAAAAGAAGGCCCACAAAAUAAAGUAAUUUUUCGAAGCAACAAAAACAACAACAAUUUUUAUAUUUUGCAAAAAUAUAUCAACAUCAUCAGCCACCAUAACCCAGUAACGAAAAAACUGAAGAAAUAUUAAAAUAAUCACGAAUUUCUGAAGAUUUUUUUCGGGUUGCUCGUUGGAUUUAUUGCAAAAAAGCAACAACAACAGCAACAACAACUCGAAACUGUAACAGCAGCAGCAACAACAACAGCCGGUAGCCCCUAAUCUAUCGUCACCAGCCAACGACACUCAGAUUAUCCGUUCAGUAAUCACUUCACCAUUCCCCCCGCCAACCCUCCACUAACAUUACCGCGUGCAUUGUCGUAGCUUUGCUUUUGAAAUUUGAAUUAAAAGUGCCGAAGUUAACGUCCAAGCAGCAGAAGCAGCAGCAGCUGGUAACCAAGUGGCAGCCAGCGCCAGCCAUCAUCACCAGUCUUAGCUUGAUUUUCAUUUUCGGAUUUUUGUGAAAUAUCAAAACGAUUUGUUUUGAAUUUGUAUUUUCGCAGAAGAGAGAAACAGAAAAAAAACAUCCAUCAUCACUCGAAUCCAGAAUGCGGCUUUUUACAAAUAUAUUUCAGGCCAACAUGGAGACACGACAAUCGGCUAAAGGAGCUCUUUACUUAGGUGCUUUUUUAGCUCUUGCUGUGCUAUUAAAUCUUGCAGUGGCUGAUGCACGAAGUCAUAUACCCGCCAGGGUUUUAGCCAAACAGACAGGAGCCACACAAUUCGAAGAACACUACGAGACCCAGGCCGAUUGUAAUGAACACAAGCAUAGCCUGCGAAAGCGGGCCUCCGAUGAAGAUGUAGACUACGAGGUGUAUCAGGGUGUUGUGGGACGUCCCGGCAUUGAUUUUCCGAUUUAUCCAAGGAUACCGAAGACCAGUUUCAGUUGUAGAUCCUAUGGUAAUGGUUAUUUUGCCGACAUGGAAACCGAUUGUCAGGUCUUUCACAUUUGCGAAGAGGGCCGUAAAAUCUCUUUCCUCUGCCCCAAUGGCACCAUUUUCCAACAGAGCGAACUGACCUGUGACUGGUGGUUCAAGGUAAACUGUUUGGGCUCCUCAUCGUUCUAUGGCGAGAGCAGUGAACUGUUGGGCAAACAAAGAGAUCAACAUCUGAAACCGGUUGUACCCGUUCAGGGUUUCAAUAUAGUAGGCGGUGGUUUGAAUAUUAAACCUCGAGUACCUGCUAAGGCCACCUCCCGUUCCAGGGAGGGCGUUGCCAUUGAUGCCGAGCCGGAUAGUGCGGUGGGCAAGGGUGGUCGUAUUGGUGCGGGUAACAGUGGUUCGGGAAGAAAUGCUAAUGGUAAUGUUGGAAAUUCACCGGCUCAACGUAAGGUUCCCUUGGGAAAGGACAAGUUUUCGGGUGGCCCAAGAUCGGCUGACAAUAAUGACUAUCCAAGUGGCAAGCGUGGUCCUGACGCUGGCGGUGAUGGAAAUCGUGGUCCCAGUGCCACGAAUGAGAAAUACAGAAUCGGCAAUGGAGGCCAGAGAGGUCCCGAUGCCAGCAAUGAGAAAUAUCACGAUGGCCAGAGAGGUCCCGAUGCCAGCAAUGAGAAAUAUCACGAUGGCUAUGGCGGUCCUGAUGCUAGCAAUGAGAAAUAUCACGAUGGCAGCAAUGGUCCCAGUGCAGAUAGCUAUGGGGUGGGCAAAGAUGGUCCUGAGAAUGAGAACUACCGUUUGGGUGGUAAAGGCAUAGAUGGUCCCAGGGGUGACAGCUACAAGGUGGGCAAAGAUGGUCCCAGCAAUGAUAAUUAUGGCAGUGGACCCAGCGGACCAAGUGGCGAUAAAUACAAGGUGGGCAAAGAUGGCCCCAGCAACGAUAAUUAUGGCAGUGGACCCAGCGGACCAAGUGGCGAUAAAUACAAGGUGGGUAAAGAUGGCCCCAGCAGCGAUAACUAUCGCACUGGACACAGCGGACCAAGUUCCGACAAAUACAAGGUGGGUAAAAAUGGUCCGAGUGAAGAUAAAUACCAGGAAGGUUCCCAUGUUUCCGGCGGUGAUAAGUACAGAGAAGUUCCAAGUGGCAAAAAUACCCCCCUUUCCGGUUCGAGUGGUUCUGGUAGCGGUGCAACCUAUCCAAAUUCCGCCAGCGGUGUUUUCGGCGCCACCAGUGCCAGCCAGGAGUAUCCAAGCAUUAACAAACCCGAAAGACGUAUCGAUUCCGCUGAAAUGCCCUCCAUCGAAAGUGUGGACUUCGAGGACCUGUCAAGUGAAAAAUCCAAAACCGAAAUAACCGUCAUCAACAGCAACGACAACGACGAUGAAUCGCAAAUCACGGCGGAGACAGCUUCCUUUGUCAGUGAUCGUAAUCGCAACAACUAUGGUGGGGUAGAAAAGUCAAAGUUCGGCCAGACACCGGGUAAGGAUUCCAAGGGUUCCAAGUCGGGAGAUGAAGGCCGCAGCCGUGGUGCCGGAGAUCGUGGCUCGCAGAGACAUGGUUACACGGGUUUGAAUGGCGAAACCACAGAAAAGGCCCGCAAUGGCCAAAGAGGUAGUCAACGUUAUGGUGUAGACAAGCCCAACCAGGAUGCCAGCGCGGAGAAGACCAACAAGAAACACAAAUAUGCCGGAGGUGUGGAAACGAAGAAAGAGAAAUUCCAGGUGGACAGUGGUGCGCCUCAUCCCACACCAUCCUAUGUCUCGGGAACCUAUACCACUGCCCGGCGUUUGGAAUCGACACGUACCACACCCUUCUAUACACCCACUGUACCCUCGGUGGCUGUGGUCAAGGGCAAAGGUGGCAGUGAGGCUAAGCUGAGAGAGAAUACGGCCACCACUCCGACACCACAUCGUUUUGGCAAUCAAGGUUCGGGCGGCCUAUUCUUGGAGGGAGAGAAGAAGGACUACUCCAAGACCACCAGCAGUAAAACUGCCCAGUUUACCGAAGCCACAACCCUGCGUUCCAUUGUGAUUGGCAUGCGCCAUGACUAUGGCGCCCAAGAGUUGCCACGCAAUCACAAGUACUAUGAAUCGGACAUUGAUUCGGUGGAAUCCACAACUCCGGCCACCACCGGACCCACUUAUCUUCCCAAAUCCUCCUCAUCACCUUCCUCCUCCUACUCCUCGUCGUCGUCGUCGUCGGGUUCCUCCAAAUCUUCACAAGGCUCCAGUGGAGAUAGUUUGUUGUUCGCCCCCGUCUCCGAUUUGGAGGUUAAUCGCAAUGUCAAUGAAAUGCUCAAGACCAUGGAUGUGCUCAAACACAACUUCCAAGAUGUCGAACUGAUCAAACAAUCUGGCAACUCGGGCAACAAUAAUCGCGAAGGUUUGGACAUACCACCCUCCUCGGGACCAGAUGCUUUGGUUUCGUUGGCCAAAUAUUUUGCCACCGAACAACAUGACAAUUCCACCGGACGUCACCAGCCCAACUCUUUGGGAGUGGGCGGUGGAGCAGCAGAUGAGGGUAAGGACAAGAAGUUGGAUCCGGCCAAGGGCAAGAGUGAUACUCUCUCCACAACCAUUAUCAAAAAGGCUCCCACCACCACCACCUCCAAUUCCUUGGCGCCCAAGGAUAAACCCUCCGACACCACAGCCACAUUGACCACCGAAAGUUCAGCCUCUGUGGCGCCCAAUGCAGAUGAUAUUGCCACCAGUUUGCUGAGCAAUAAAACCGUAAAGAAAUACAACAAGCUAUUUGGUUUGGACAACUCCCAGGCCGAGGAAGUGGAUGUAGACCUCAAACUGCGCACUGGUGUAACGGUGCAGAACAAUGGCAAAGAUACCCAGACGGUGGUCACCUCUUUCCCACAAAUUGGACCCACCGAUGCCACCAUACGUAGCCUGGCCGAAAAGCCGGAAUCUCGCAAGAUAGCCCAAGUCUUUUCCAAUGCCCUGAAUGAGUAUCUCAACGAUCCGGUGAAGUUCCGCGAUGAACUGCGUUCCCAGGCCAGGCCCACAGAGCCACCAUUUGAUAGCCGUUUUGUCAGUGUCACGGAUCCAACGCUGUUCAAUCAUGGCACGGCCGCCACAUACCUGCCCACAAUGGCACCCACCACAAAUCGCCCCUAUUCCACCACCGAAUCAAAUUUGGCCUCAGACAUUAACAGUCAUCUGAUAACCUCCACUGGAUAUCCAGAUUCGGAACUCACUACAAAUGUGUUUGAUGCCACCACCUUUAAGUCAUCCUCGGAACGCAAAUCCAACCUAGAGUUCUCGGCUGAAUUGGAGCCACCCAAUUCCGAUUCCGGAGAGGGUGAAGAGCUAUUGCAGAGGGAGCACACUCAAUCAUUUGUAAAGAAUAAAAACAACAACAACGAAAAAUCCGGCAAGUUGAGCAUCUCGGCAAAACCCCAAAAACCCUGGUCCUUUAUCGAGGAAGAUGAUGUCUUGGAUCCGCUGAAAAUCAAUGAUGGUCUCAUGAAGAAAACCACCACCUAUCAACCCAAGACCCAAAGCAAAUCAUCCGCCCUGCUGGAAAGCCAGGGACGCAGCCAUUCCUCGACGGCGGAACACAUUGAGGGUAGGCAAAAUGCCAAAAUCCAGGCCGAGGAUCCAUGGGGUGAUCUCUUCGAGUCCUAUGACAUUUCCAAGGAAAAUCUGCCCGCCACCACAGGUCUGCAACGCAUUGCCAAUAAAUUGUUUGGCGGUCUCAACGAAACCGAGGCCUUGCAUCUGAAAAAUGUCAUGGCCGAGGCCGAACACAAUCGUCAAAUACUGCGACUCCUGCUGCUGCUCAUCCAGACCUGUGACGAUCACAAUGGCAAGGCCUUGGAAAGAUCACGCAAAAGCCUGCUGGGAGCUCUCAUCUCCAUGGAUGGCAAACUGCAAAGCAAAGGUCAUGUUCGCGGCCCCACUGUGACAACAACCGAAAAGCUGCCCAUCACCACCUAUCGUCGAACGGGAAGUGGUGAGGAGAUAACCACCACAACUUUAAGUUCCACAGAUCAGCCGGCCACCACAACCCUGGCAUCGACGACCACGGAUGCGGCCGGCAACAGUGCUGAGGCCACAACGAAAUUUGCCAUUAUUGUUGAUGAUUUUGGUGGCGAGACGGCGGCCACAACCACCCCAGAGUCGGGUAGCUCGCCCGGCAGCCUAGAUGCUGGCGGCAGUGCCGAUAAACGGGCUCUGGAAUUGCUAAAGUCACUUUAUUCUCUGGCCUCAAAGUUUACAAGUAGACGGUAAAUUGUUAAAGCUUCUUAGGCCUAGGGAAAGCUCUGUAUUUUUGUUUUUCUGUAGACAAAAAGCUUCAAACACACGAUUCCUAAAAAAACAGAUAAAAACAAAAAAGCACGAUUCCUCUAAAGCAGAGAAACCUAAAAAAACAAACAGUGUUGCCAGCAUUAAAUACUACUACUACAACUUAAACUUUAUUGCAAAAGCUCAGAGCAAAGCUUUUCAUAUAAAUCAAAAAAAAAUAUGUUAGUCAAAAUUUUCUUUAAAACCAACCUAUAUUUUAACCUGAACCAACCCGCUUUCUUUUAAGGCUCAGAAACACAAUUAUUUCUUGGCUUAAAUGCCUGCUUUUCAAAAAAGAAAAAAAAAACAUUUAAAAAAAAAUUCCAAAGCCACUUUGAAACUCUCUAACUCUGUUGCGCUCUGUAAUUUGCCGUUCGAAAGGAGAGAGAGAGAGAGACGAAAACAUAGUCAAAAAAAAAAAACCUUCAAAAACAAAAUUCCAAAGCCUCUUUGAAACCCUGACUCCGUUGCGCUCUUUAAUUUGCCCUUUGAAAAGCAAAAGAAAGAGAGAGAGAGAGAGAGAGAGAGAGACGAAGACACAGUAAAAAAAAAACAAUUAAAAAACAAAAUUCCAAAGCCUCUUUGAAACUCUGACUCCGUUGCGCUCUUUAAUUUGCCCUUUGAAAAGCAAGAGAGCUCUCUCUCUCACGAAAACACAGUCGGUGCAAAUGUCAAAUAGUAAAGGAAUGUCACGGCCGCUCCCAAAUUUCUGACGCCGUUGCCUCUUUAUAAUUUAAGUUCGACGAAGCAAUAAAUUUUGAUUCAGUUUCACACGGAAAAAGAAUUAAGCGGUAAUAAUUAAAAAUCAGGCGAACUGUCAUUUGUCAAAUUUGUUUAUCUUUGGUACUGCGAUUUUAGUCACAAUAACGUAUUUUGACAGCUAAUCCAACAAUCAGCUGUUUCACACCGAAAAAAAAAUCAAGCGGUAAAUAUUUCAAAAUCAGCCGAACUGUCACUUGUCAAAUUUGUUUAUAUUUUGUACUGCGAUUUUAGUCACAAUAACGUAUUUUGACAGCUAAACCGACAAUCAGCUGUGAUGAAUGUAGUGGCCAUGGGUUCUACACUUAGCUGAUCAUCGGCAAAGCUGUCAAAAUACAUUAUUGUGAUUGUGAAGUCAUAGCACGAAAGAUAAACAACUAACAAGAGAAAAGUCAAACAAAUAUUGACAUUUGUUUUGAUUUCGAACAUCUGUUUAUUGUGACAUGAUUGCUUCUCCUGCCAUCUUGCCAAGACGGCGGCUGCUGAUAUCUCAAGUCGAGGGCGUUUGCCUCACACAUUUAGGGUGAGAAUACAUAAAAGGCUUUUUUGACUGACUUAUGUUAUCUACAAAGAGGAACAAAGGAGUUUAAGGUUGACUUAGUUCGAUUUUGGCCCCACGCUUCUUUGUUCUUUUCCGAAGAAGCCAGGCGACGACUUAAUGUGGGAAUACAUAAAGCGCUUAUUUGGCUGGCUUAAGUCAUCGGCUGGCCUCUUCGUAGAGGAACAAAGGGGUUUUAGGUUGACUUAGUUCGAUUUUGUCCUAGUCUUCUUUAUCCAUUUCCGAAGAAGCCAGUCGAUGACUUAAGCCAAGCGCUUUAUGUAUUCCCACCUUUAAGCCAAUCAAAAAAGCAUUUUAUGUAUUCUAACCUUUAGCCGUUCUGAAAAGCCGUUUUCCUAGGCGUCUGCUGAACUGAAGGUGAGACAACAUAGAAGGCUUUUUUGACUUUGGUUUAAGUCAUCAGCUGGCUUCUUUGUAAAAGAUCAAAGGAGUUUUAGCUAGACUUGAAUUUCGGCCCGUAAUUUAUACUUGUUAAACCUACGCUCUUGUGUUCCUUUUCGAAGAAGUCAGUCGACAGAGCCUUCCAUGUAUUCUCACCCUUACUUUCGCUAUUCGAGAUUAUCUGUUUUUCCGGGCCCUGAAAUGCCAUGCUUCCAUUGUGUUUUCACCUUUAGAGCCUUGCAAAGUUUAUAUUUCCGGUUUUAAGGUGUGGAUACAUAAGCCGCUUGAAGUGCUCGCAUGGCAUAUUUUGUGAAAUAUCCUAAAGGAAUGCCUGAGCCACACUCAAAAUAUUGUCGUCGUUUCUCUUUAUAAUUUGACAUUAAUAUGCCUAGCCAUGAUGCCAAGCUACUUAUGUACCCUCACCUUUAGUUUUUAAGAAAGCGCAAGCUUGUCUUUCAAGAUCCUCUCUUUUUGCAUUUGACAGUCAAGAAGUCUUUCCCCUCUCCCCUAAAGAAAAUAACAAAAACAAUAAGUCAAAAAUCACACUACUCAAAUUCAAACACAAUAGUUCUGCAAAAAUGAUAAUUAUUUUAGAGAGAGAAUAGUCCAGCAAGUAACGUACGUAACGUAAAUCCACAAAAAUUCAGAAAUCAUGUGGCACAAUUCUACUCAGAUUCAAUCAAAAGAGUUCUCCAUAAAUAACAAUAAUUUUAGCAAACAAUCAGUCCAACAAGUAACGUACGUAACGUAAAGGGUAAAAAUUCCACUAAAAUUCAAGAACCAGGCAUGAGAACACUUAGUGUCACAAAUUUCACUCUAUCCUCAGUGAAUGUGCCAAUUAUCCAUAAAUCGCAAUAAUUUUUGUAAAAAAUCAACCCAGUAGGUAACGUACAUAACGUAAAAGGAAACAAAACUCCUCUGAAAUUUGGGGCACAGGCUUGAUAACUCUUCUCACAUUCAGUCACAAUAACUCCGCAUAAAUAACAACAAAUUACGCAGAAUAUCAGAUCAGCAAGUAACGUACGUAACGUAAAUGAUAAAAAAUUCCACUUAAAUUGAGCAGCCAGGCCUAAUAACUCUACUCCGAUUUAAUAAGAAUACUUAACCAAUUUAUAUAAAGUCUAAAUUUCAGUCAGUCAGCCAGUGUCAACACUUCAGUUAGUCAUAUUUAAUAUUGGCUAGAUUCCAGCAGAGAAAAUUCAGUUAGUUAAACUCGUAGCGUAUGUGACGUAUCGGUUUAAAGCCAAGCAGAAAUAGAAACAAUAAAAAGAAAUUAUUUCAAGAAAUCUUAAUUACUAAAAAAUUAAGAGACGCAAUGUCUUCCUUGAAGUCUAGAUGGCAAUAUAGAACAACCAGUUGGUCAAACACGUAACGUACGUAACGUAAAUUAAAUAUGUAAGGCAAAAAACGUUUAAUAAAAACAUUUGAGGUUUUAAUUGAGAUAUUUAAUCAAAAAAUAAUUUCAUUAUCCACUUUUAAAAAUUCAUUUUAUUUCGCAAAACCUGUAAAACAAAUGUCAACUCUUCAGUUAGUCAAAUUCAACAUUAGUUACGGGGACACGUAAUGUAACGAAGAACAAAACCUUACAGAAAAUCAUUGAAGCACAGAAAGUCUGGAUUCCAAGAGAGAAUUACCAAUUAGCUAAACUGGUAGCGUACGUAACGUAACAUUCUCCAACAGAAAAGAAGAAAGAAAAAAAAAAACAAAGAAAAAAAUUAUAUACAAAGGAAUAUUUUCAAGAAAUCUUAUUUUUUUUUUAAAAAAUAGAAAAAAUAGAGUCUAGGGCGCCAUAGAAAACAAACUACUGGUCAAACACGUUACGUACGUAACGUAAAUUAUACUAAAACUGAAAAUAAAAUUAAUGAAAAUUAAAAAAAUAUAUCUGGCAUUGAAAUUAGAAAUCUUGAUGUUAAAAUUAUCCGUGUUCGCCUUUUUUACAAGUCGGUAAUUUGUAUAAUUAGUUGGCAACGUAACGUACGUAUUCUAAAGCUGCUCAAAAUUAUAUUAAUUAUCAUAUUUUCCCAUAAAAAAAUUAAUUAUUUCAUAUUUUCUUGAGUUGAGCAAAGUCCGCUGCGUAACAUCUAUGACGUAACGUACGUGACGUGAAGCUCCAGUUUACAGUUUAAAAGAUUCAAAUUAAAAUUAAUUAAAAUUAAAAAAAUAUCUGCCAUUGAAAUAAGAAAUCUUCCAGUCAAAAUUAUCCGUGUUCGUCUUUUUUACAACUCGGUAAUUUGUAUAAUUAGUUGACAACAUAACGUACGUAUUCUAAAGCUGCUCAAAAUUAUUAUUAUUAUUUUUUCCCAUAAAAAAAAUAAAUAUUUCAUAUUUUCUUGAGUUGAAAAAAGUCCUUUAGUCCGAUGUGUAACGUCUGUGACAUAACGUACGUGACGUGGAGCUCCUUUUUACCGUUUAAAAGAUUCAAAUUAAAAUUAAUGAAAAUUAAAAAAAUAUUUGCCAUUGAAAUAAGAAAUCUUGCUGUCAAACUGAUCCAUUUUUGCCUUUUUUAAUAACUCGGUAAUUUUUAUAAUUAGUUGGCAACGUAACGUACGUAUUCCAAAUCUUCUGAAAUUUUAUAAAUUUUCAUAUUUUCCCAUAAAAAAAAUAAAUAUUUCAUAUUUUCUUGAGUCGAGAAAAGUCCUUUAGUCCGAUGCGUAACGUACGUGACGUGAAGCUCCGGUUUGCAGUUUAAAAGAUUCAAAUUAAAAUUAAUGAAAAAAAAUAUCUGGCAUUGAAAUUAGAAAUCUUGCUGUCAAAAUGAUACGUGUUCGUCUUUUUUACAACUCGGUAAUUUGUAUAAUUAGUUGACAACGUAACGUACGUAUUCUAAAGCUGCUCAAAAUUUUGUAAAUUAUCAUAUUUUCCAAUAAAAAAAAAUAAAUAUUUCAUAUUUUCUUGAGUUGAGCAAAGUCCUUUAGUCCGCUGCGUAAUGUCCGUGACGUAACGUAUGUGACGUGAAGCUCAUGUUAACAGUUUAAGACAUUCUAAAUUCUUUCAAAAUUCUAAAUUCUUCUAGAAUAUCGAAUUAAAAUUAAUACAAAUUGUUGGCACUUGAGUUGCUUGCAUGACUAACUAAUUAGUGCAACACGUAACGCAUGAAAAGGAAGACAAGUAACCAAGAAUUCUUAAAAUUAAAGAAAAUAUCAAGGAUAUCAAUUAUCAUAUUUUCCCAUAAAAAAUAAAUAUUUCAUAUUUUCUUGAGUCGAGAAAAGUCCUUUAGUCCGAUGCGUAACGUACGUGACGUGAAGCUCCUGUUUACAGUUUAAAAGAUUCAAAUUAAAAUUAAUGAAAAAAAUAUCUGGCAUUGAAAUAAGAAAUCUUGCUGUCAAAAUUAUCCGUUUUCGUCUCUUUUACAACUCGGUAAUUUGUAUAAUUAGUUGGCAACGUAACGUACGUAUUCUAAAGCUGCUCAAAACUUUAUAAAUUAUCAGAAUUUCCCAUAAAACAUAAAUAUUUGAUAUUUUCUUGAGUUGAGCAAAGUCCUUUAGUGCAUGCGUAACGUCUGUGACGUAACGUACGUGACGUGAAGAUCCUUUUUACCGUUUAAAAGAUUCAAAUUAAAAUUCUUCUAGGCUAUCAGUUUAAAAUAAUACAAAUUGUUGGUACAUGAGUUGCUUGCAUGACUGAGUAAUUAGUGGAAUACGUAACGCACGAAAAGGAAGACAAGUAACCAAGAAUUCUUAAAAUUAAAGAAAAUAUCAGGGAUAUCCUUUAGCGUACCAAAACAAAUUGGGCGAGAAAUACAAUUUUUUGGCAAUUAGUCUCAUAAUUAAGUAAUUAGUGGAAUACGUAACGCACGUCAUGAAAGACAAUAAAUAGAAAAAUGGUAACUCUGAACUCUGACAAUUAAAGGAAACAUUAGGGAUUCCUUGACCGUAAUGUACGUAACGUACGUAAAGUAAAUUAAAAUAAAAGGAAAUAUACAGGAUAUCCUUAAGCGUGCCAAAAAAAAAGAAUUGAGCGAUAAAUACAAUUUUUCGGUACUUCAGUUAGUCACAUGAUUGAGAAAUUAGUGGAAUAUGUAAUGCACGUAACGGAAGACAAUAAAUAUCGAAAAAUGGUAACUCUGAACUCUGACAAUUAAAGGAAACAUUAGGGAUUCCUUGACAUUAAACUGCGUACAAUUAGUAAAGUACGUAACGUACGUUAAGUAGAGAACGUAACUUGAUAUUACGCAACGGAUUUUAAAUUGACAGGUCCUAUACUUUCUGUAUUUCCUAACUAAAAUCUGAAAAUCUGAGCGAAAAAUACAAUUUGUUGUCAAUAAGUCCCAUGAUUGAGUAGUUAGUGGAACACGUAACGCACGUAACAGAAUACAAGAAAAACAAAAAAUAGCGACUUUGAACUCUGACAAUUAAAGAAAACAAGGACGUACGUAAAGUAGAGAACGUAACAUGAUAUUACGUAACGGAUUUUAAAUUGACAGCUCCUGUAUUUCCUAACUUAAAUCUGUAAAGUGUGAUUUUGACUUAUUUCCAGCACUUUUUGUCCCCUUUAACCACCAAAUACCCCAAAAUUUUCCGUUUUUUCUUCUUCUUUUUCGUUUUCUAACCUUGUUUAGACUUAAUAAUUACUAUAAUAAUACAACGUUCGUUUUUUAGAAUAUUUAAAGAAAUAUUAUGUUAUAAGUAUCACUGCCGUAACUUG